AUGGACAAGUCAUCAGAGUAUAGACUUGAGCAAUAUGCUUCACGUUAUUCUCAGGGUAUAAAAUCAAUGAGCUCCUUCAAUCAUACCACUAACAAUUACUUUCAUAUUCUAUAUAUAUAUACCAUCUUGAACCAAGUGUAUAUUAUUUGUAUAGGCCCGAUUUAUUCGCAGUUAGUGAGUUCAGUCUUCCAAGAUUUGUGA
Heterobilharzia americana is the source of this 201-nucleotide messenger RNA. Lineage: Eukaryota; Metazoa; Platyhelminthes; Trematoda; Strigeidida; Schistosomatidae. The record is from the annotation of a GenBank genome assembly.